Molecule: messenger RNA, 306 nt
Organism: Soboliphyme baturini
Lineage: Eukaryota; Metazoa; Nematoda; Enoplea; Dioctophymatida; Soboliphymatidae
Source: the annotation of a GenBank genome assembly
AUGUCUGCUGAUUUAUUGUCGACGUCGUCAUCUGCGAUACUGCCUGUUGUGAUCAGCGUUGCUUUCGUCAUUGUACUCGCCCCGGCGUUGUUUCUAUGCGGUAAACUAGGAAAAUUUGCCAAACGCCAAGGACUGUCAGAAAGCGGAGGUCAACUGUCUAAGAAAGAAAAGUCGUCCAGCUUCAACGAGGUGGCCUCCUUUCAGCUUGGAGGGCCAAUCAGAUUUUACAAAAAACCUAUCAGAGUAAACCCUACUGACGUCAACGUGGUGAUAGAAAGUGUCAAGAAAAAGGCGAUGAGCAGUUGA